Brienomyrus brachyistius is the source of this 2667-nucleotide messenger RNA. Its product is annotated as bMERB domain-containing protein 1-like. The coding region runs from base 209 to 715 and encodes 168 amino acids. The record is from RefSeq and is a predicted model, not a curated record. Lineage: Eukaryota; Metazoa; Chordata; Actinopteri; Osteoglossiformes; Mormyridae. Gene Ontology annotation, biological process: negative regulation of microtubule depolymerization. The transcript is spliced from 7 exons. Gene Ontology annotation, cellular component: microtubule cytoskeleton.
GCACGCGCCGUGGCCCCUCCAGCAGCCGAAGGCAUCAUCUGCGCGGCAGCCCCAGUGUGCCCCGGUUCACGGGAGAGAGAGGGUACGCUGCACGGAUGCAGGGACGCAUUACGCGACACCGACCGCUCCUGAACACCACGGCAAUUUCACCGCGAGUCCGGCUCGUCUGCAUGAGGUAUAUUUAACGAAAAACACACCCGCGGAGGUCAUGGAAAUGAAGAAGUCUAUUUCGGAGAGCAGCCGACCGCCCAGGAGCUACGGAUCAGUGCAGACGACUGCGUGGCCGGGAGACAAAUCCCAGUCGGACACGGUGUCCAUGUCGGAGAACUCCCUGACGCCGGAGCAGCUGGAGGCGGAGAUGGCGCGCGUUCAGCGCCUCCGCGAGGUCCUGGUGCGCCGAGAGUCCGAGCUGCGCUUCAUGAUGGAUGACAUCCACCUGUGCAAGGAUAUCAUGGCCCUCAAACAGGAGCUGAGGAACAUCAUGGCUGUACCUGAGAAGGACAAAACGUUGACAGACAAGCAGAAGGAAGACGAGCUGAUUCAGAGGAUCCAUCAGCUCGUCCAGAAGAGGGAUUUUCUCGUGGAUGAUGCGGAGGUGGAGAGAUUGAGGGAGCAGGAGGAGGAUAAGGAGAUGGCUGAUCGCCUUGGAUUCCAGCUGAAGCCACUGGCAAAGCUCACAGAUGACAAAUCUCAGCACCAGGGCUUAGCUGGCUGAAGUGUUUGCCAGAAAUUACAACACGCAGCACCGGGCUGUGAUGUGGACUCCUGAACACCAACAUGGUCACCCCAGGUCCCUCACCCAAGAAGUUCUCCAUUGCCAAGUCGGGGGCUGCCUUCAUGAAGGACUGCUGCGGGGCCACCCAGUGUGUCAUCAUGUGACCCCACUUCUUUUUCCGCCCGACCAAUCCAGGGCGCGUCCCGUCAUCCCGCCCCUCACACCCUCCAAUCAGAAGAUACUGGUCUCUCUUCACUGUCACCUCUGUAUAAGGCCUGGUGCACACAGUGAGCUCUGGAGAAAGAUUAAUUUCUACUGGGGAGGGGGUUAAUGUAUUUUUUUUGGAGGGGGAGGUGGUGGGUGUACUUAUCAGGGCACAACUUUUUAAACUUUCCGUCCAUCAUACUGUACUUUGUUCAAGUUUCGUGUUUGUCUAGUUUGAUCCCAGCAGCAGCGGCUGUGUGCUUUGUGUUCAAGACCAACCAAUUAGCGUCACGCUAACAGGCUCAUUAGCUGGACUGCGCUGGCGCACCCACCACACAGCCCACCUACACAGGCCGAGCGCGCUAUUGGAAGUCAAUAACAGCACUUUGAGAUGGCUGCCUCGGUACAGUGUGUACAUAUUGCAGUUUUUUUUCUUUUGGGAUCGUUAUGCCGUUUUUAUAGACUUUAUGAACCUGUCAUUAACAGACAUAUUAGCUCACUGCAUUAGCACGACUGUCAUGUUUUUAACUAAAGCAAGUGAAAUCUCUACUUUCUGUAUGAUAGCAUGAAGUAGUUCAGAAACAAAAAUGACUUGUCACUUUUUAGGAAUCUGUAACGUAAUGCAGUCUCUUUCUUAAUAUCUUUAAAAAAAUUUUACUCUGUAGUGUUUCACCCAGUUGUACCAUUUUGUUCAUCUCUAAAUAGUUCCAGUGGUUGAGAUGAUUUUCUGUGCCGACGGUGUCCAUUUCAGGAACUUCGGGAAACUGUGUCAUCAGGCACGUUGUACGCGUCGAGGUUCUUUUGUCGGACAGCUGUGCUCUAACCAGCUUAGGUUCAUACUCCUGUUUGCGGGUGGGCGAGGAUUUGUGUUGGUUUCCAGUAAGAUGAAAGAUCGACAGCAUGGUAGUCAAUCGUGCAUUUUCUGUUCCAUCUCAGAAUAAACUAUAGUCCACUGAUUAAACGUCUUUCCGUCGUACCUGGGCUCAUUUCCGCGGUUAGCAUUCUGGCAUAGUUGACAAACAGUUAUUGUCGCCUGACGCCUAAUGACCAGGCGUACUGUUGGAUGUCCACUUUAAGGCGCCGAUGGUUAAGGGCCUUUAUUCUACCAUUAGAAUGAAUUAAUAAUUCACACGGCGUUGGAAGAGAAAUGGGGAAAUCGUGGAAAUCGCAAUGACCACCGCAGGCAGCAUACGGGCGGCUGCAGUCCCACUCCGCGUAAUGAUGUUUCAGUCAAUGACGGAUAACAUAAUCAAUUUUGUAAUGGACAUUAUAACAUGUAAGAUUAUAACGGAGCGGAAAAUUCCAAUCGCGUAGCGACGUCAUAACGUGAUGUCUCAUGUGUUCGUGCUGAUGCUGGCGUAAACAAACCUAUUCUGCUGCCAGUGUUAACAUGUGGCACAUACAACUGUAUGCAGUGUAUAAUACUUCAUAAUGACAAUAAACAACUAUGUUGGUAUAUGUAUGUACCAUACUGAUACUUUUUUAUCGUUACUUAAGCUAUACCAUAGUAGCAUCUAGGUUUGUGUCAGUACACUCUACGAUGUUUCCACGAUGACAAAAUGGCCUAACGAUGCAUUUCUCGGAACGUAGCUUCACCAUUAUUUAACACCUGACUGUAUUCUUGCAGGAGUCAUUAGACACACCAUUGCCAUCAUUGGUUAAUCUGUUUGUCUUCCAGAUUGUCAGCAGAGAAAGAGGCUUCUCUCGGCUGAACUCUCUGCAAUCUAACACAAAUAAAAACAGCCUGA